UUGGUAGUAUAGCAGCUGUAAACAAGAAAAUCCACAAUCAUGUCUAGGUUUCAUUAUCAAGCUCUGCCAAGAAUGGUACAGCACCAAGGGCAUCUUGAUAAGAUAAAGUUUUAGUAAAGAUCCAAGGGAAUAUAUCGUUCAUCUGAUUAUCGUGUAAUUACAGAAGACUCCCUGAAACGUUGUGUUGCUGCUGGUUGGUUUAGAUAAUGCAGGAAAGACAACAGCAGCAAAGAAUCUUAUAGGUGAGUCACUUGAAACAGUUAUGUCAACUGUUGGAUUUUCCAGAGUUUCUCUAACUCAUCAGGGCUGUUCUGUUGUAAUAUAUGAUUUGGGAGGAGGUCCAAAAAUUAGAGGAAUCUGGCAUCGAUAUUUUGCAGAUGCCCAUGGUAUAAUUUUUGUAGUGGAUGCAAGUGAUGUGUCUAGGUUGGAGGAAAGUCAUCAGGUAUUUGCAAACCUUUUGUCACAUGAAAAAUUGGAAGGAAAACCAGUGUUGCUUUUAGCUAAUAAACAGGAUUGUGAGGGAGCCUUAGAUGAAGUGGACAUUGUGGACUUGCUGAAUGUGGAGGCUGUGGUCAAUCAGCAUCGUUGUCCCACUAUAGUGGAGAUGUGUUCAGCUACAACAGUAAGAAAAUCUCAUAACAAAUUGGAUCCAGCCAUUCGUAAUGGGUUUAGGUGGUUGAUGAACUACAUCAUUAGAGAAUAUAGUGAUCUGAACAGCCGAGUAGAAAGUGAUAUGGCUGUGCAAAGGAAACAAAUAGAACAAGAGAAAAAGGAACGUCUUGAGAGAAUACGUAAAGCAAGAGAGGAGAGAGGUGAAUCCAUGGCAGAUGUAGUUAUAGCAAAUGGAACUUGCAAUGGAGGAAUACAUGAUGAUAGUGAUAAUGAUGUUGUUAUGGCAAACCCUUUCAAGCCAAUUACUGAUAUACUGGAAGACACCAAGGGACCUAAAACUCCAUUAACAGAACCAGUACUGGGUAGCCGAGUAAUUUUGGUGAAAGAGUCUCCAGAGAAGAUACAGCCUAAUGAUGAAGAAAAACAAAAUUCGCUAGAUUAUGGAGAUGGUAAUAAACUGACUAGUAAUGUGAAAAGAUUUUUGGAUAUUGAUGGUGAUGAAGUGGCAUUAGUUGCAAGUGCAGAUAACAGAUGUUAUACUGGUGACAACCAGUCUGGAAGUGCUGCUGCUAUUGGACAGGUUCCAAGUCCAUCUCAUAGUAUCACAGGGCUUAUCAAAGUUUCAGAUCAACUGGAAUCAAAGGAAGUCCAGCGUAAGAAGAAUUGGUUCUUUCACAGAAGUAAUCGCACAGCUCCUGCUCCACUGGGUCCAGCUGGCUCACAGUUUCACAAUUCAUUAGAUGAGACUGACUUAAGUGGAACAAGGAACAAAAAACAGGAAGGAGGAGGACCAUUAUUUCUCAGAAAAGAAGCUUUUGUGGAAGAGAGUAAUGUGUCUGAGGAAUCUCCAGUUAGAAUAAAAAAGAAUCUAUCUGUUACUGGUAAAUCAAAUUUAUUUUGUAUUCAAUCUCGUAGUGCUAGUUCAGAGCAUCUGGAAAGUUCUGAUUCGCCUUUGGAGAAAUGCAAGUCAUCUCAUGAGACAAAUGGGAAAAGGACACAUAUUGGUGAACUGAAGCUGACAGGUGCAAAAGUGCAACCCUUGAAUAGCAAAGGAAGUUUGUCCAGUACUUUUGAUGAACGAAGUGCCCCACCAAAAAUUGAAUCAGAUAAUGUUAUAAAUAUAAAUCAGAUAUCCAAUAACUCCUUUGCUUCACAAGGUAAUGAAGGUUCACAGGAUCUGUGUGAUGAAAUUUCAGCAAUACCCAUAAGGGAAUGGUCCACUGACAAGAGAAGUAUGUCAGUAGAAGAUAGUUAUACAACUUGUCACCAGUUACAUGCUGCAAGAAAAAGUGUACCAAGACAGCUGUCAUAUGGUGAAAGUGAGAGCAGAGGUACUAGCAGACCAAAUUCAGCACAACGGGGUGAAAAGAGACUUGGGAAACAGUCAUUGGUAGAUGAGACAAGUUCAACUGGCACAAGGAGUCAGAUGGGUUCACAGCACUUAAGUGAUUCAGGAUUUGUUAGUCCCAAGAAUGUGUUACCCCCAAUACGACUUGCCAGCUCUGUUGACAAGCCAUCUUGGAUUUUGCCUCCAUUGUCAACACGAACAAAGCGUUCUAGUCAAGAUUCUUUACUGGGAUUGGAUAAACCUGAAGCUGGAGCAGCAUCUGCUAACUGAGUCAGCCAUGACUGAAACUUUGAAGCUAAACAAGGAGCAGAAAAUAGUAAAAGUGCAGGAAUGUAUUUUUU
Zootermopsis nevadensis is the source of this 2301-nucleotide messenger RNA. RefSeq lists its product as uncharacterized. Lineage: Eukaryota; Metazoa; Arthropoda; Insecta; Blattodea; Termopsidae. Gene Ontology annotation, biological process: receptor localization to non-motile cilium; non-motile cilium assembly. Gene Ontology annotation, molecular function: GTP binding; GTPase activity. Gene Ontology annotation, cellular component: non-motile cilium; ciliary membrane. The record is from RefSeq and is a predicted model, not a curated record.